UUUGUGAGGCAGCAUGUCACACAGUAUCGCUAAAACGAAAAAUCGCUGGACAACGGCCCAGCUCGAGCUGUUGGUAGAAGUGUGGGAGAAAUACUACCAACAUCUGAAGGCAGGCCGUGGCAACGAAGAGGUUUACGAUAUGAUGGCAAGCGAGCUAAAGGAAGCCGGAUGCCUUGAUGCCAACGCAAAACAAGUCCGGGGUCGUAUACACAAUCUUAGCGGAAAGUAUAGGAAGGAAGCAAGCGAGGUGCUUAAAACGGGCAUCCCAUCACAGUGGAGCUUGUACAGUAAGAUAUCGAAAUUCUUCGAAUACUCGACUCCGGGACGGUUCAAAAAUUUGGGCCCACGGGUGUACGAUAUGUCGGACUAUUUGGAUAUGGAUCUAGUGAUGACGGAUGUGAUUGAACGACAUGUGGCCAACAAAAAUCGAGCACGCCGUUGCGAGCUUCUGUCAGAAUUGGAGCUGGAGGAAAACUCACUCGACCUGGAGGAUGAUGAGAUAGAACCGGAUGAAGACUCCGGUACUGCUGAUCGUGCAAAUCGCGACGAAUAUUCUGACGUGGGAAUGUACGACGAUGAGAAUACGCUAGACGAGUUUCCGUCGACGAAAUAUGAUCGCCGUUCUAGCCAGUCGCGAGAGGAGCGUAAGAACGUGCAGAAACGGUCAGAGCACGAAGAGGAGGAAUCAAUGAUGAGAGAAACUGAGCGUGAAGAUUCCGACCAGGAUGAAGAUUCGACUGAGGAAGAUGAUGACGAUAUAACUGUUCUGGAACAAAACAUGGAACGUUCAAGCGAAGUGUAUCUUAUUAAGGGCUCUUUCCGGCAGAAAGCAAUUGAGGAUUUUUUAAGUCAACUGUACAGUAAUCAACUGUACGCAGACCUGAUGCUGGUUACAUGCCAUGAUGGGGUUACUUGCAUGACGCCAGCCCAUCGAGUAGUUUUGGCAAAUUUCAGUGAAUUCUUCUCCAGUAUGCUGGGCAAUCUAAAAUCGAACACAAACGGCGGUCCGCUUUCCGUAUGCUUGCAGUCGGACAUUUCCCAACCCAUAAUGCAGCUACUGCUACAGUACAUGUACACAGGCAAAGCAUCCGUGACGCGGAAGCUUCUGCCCGAAUUUAUCCGCUGUGGACAAAUUCUCCGUGUGCGUGGCCUUUGGAGUGAUGAGCGAGCGAAAGUACCGGAAAAACACCAAAACACCGUUAAACGAUCUUUCGGUGGCAGUGCCGACAAGGAAAGGUGCACUAAUGUUCCAUUUAAUAUUUCCGAUGAAGAGGAAGCGGCAGACGAUGAAGAGCAGGAGGACACGGAUGAGGAUUCGUCCACACCCUCGAUUGUAACAAAUGUAGCAGCUACAUUGCUGAAAGAAUCCACCAGUAGUACGAACAGUUCCGAAACGGAUAAAACGAUAGCAACCGAUCGGUCGAAAAAGAGACGCAAAAAGUUGACCAAAACGGCGGUGAAAAAAAUACGACACACGUCGAGCGAAGAGGACGACGACGAUGAAUCGGUUGACAUGGAAGUGUCGUCUGAGCUUGGGUUUGAUUUGCUACGAUCGGAUUCGGAAAAUGAGGAAGAAAAGGCGACGGAGCGCGAAAAACGGGGCGUGACUGGCGAGGAUGAGUCCAAGGGUAGUGAAGAUGAUCUGGAUCUGGAUGACUACAGCAUGGAUGAUUAUGAUGAUGGCGAUGGUGAUAAAGAUGAUGAUGGAAAGCAGGAGAAGGCCCCUGACGGUAAGAAACAAUCGGUAGAAGGUGAAGAAAAUGAUGAAGAUGAAGAUAACAGGACGGAAUAUAUUGACACGGAACAAGACGAUGUGGAUGGUGAGAUGGAGUAUGAAAUGCUUAGCGUUGUAAAUGGGGAUGUAGAGUCAGUGAGCAAUCUGUCGACGGGCGCAACAACUCCCGUACCAUCUUUAGCACAAUCGGAAGCACACUCGGAAAAGGAAAAUAUUGAACACAACGAACGGAUAGAACGGAAUGGAAGCGUGAAAGGUAAAUCCCGCCAAAGUUCCAUAUCGCUAGAAAAUGGACAAUUGGAAAAGCUCGAACAAACGGCCCCGGUAAAACCGAUCGCAAAACCACCCGACAUAAGACGCGCGCUUCAGGUUGUUCCUUCCACGUCACGUGCUCAACCCCCGAACGGUAAUACUACGUCCCAUAAUACAGGUAACAAUCCGGAACAGUACGCAGCAAGCCGGCAGGAUCCCGCCCAACCAUCCACAAGCAGAAGUGCGCUAUUGCGCAAGGUACGGUCAGUGUAUAGCUGUAAAAUAUGUGGCGACCGCUUCAAAACGUCCGACACUUGGGUGGAACACAUCGUUUACGAACACUACGAGCGGAAUCCGAUCACGAACGAGGACAGAAAUCCGGAUGGCCACAAAAUGAUGCUACAGUGCGAUCUGUGCAGCAAGUUUCUUAGCUCGGAAUACUACUGGGUGCACCACGUGCUGAAGAAACAUACCGAACGAUAUCCACACUUUCACGAAGAUUUUUCACAUUCGGAUGAAUGA
Molecule: messenger RNA, 2509 nt
Organism: Anopheles maculipalpis
Lineage: Eukaryota; Metazoa; Arthropoda; Insecta; Diptera; Culicidae
Exons: 6
Coding region: 14-2509 (831 amino acids)
Biological process (GO): positive regulation of DNA-templated transcription
Cellular component (GO): nuclear body
Molecular function (GO): protein binding
Source: RefSeq, a predicted model, not a curated record